AUGCGUUUCCUCCCCGCCGUCCUGACGGCUUUGACUGCCCAGGGCGUCAUCGCGAGCUCCUGGUUCUCCAAGGCUGCCUACAACAAAUGGCACGAGACGGAGCUUGAGCGCUGGCUCUCCGACCAUGACGUCCCUUACCCCACCCCCGCCGACCGCAAGGACCUCGAGAAGCUCAUUGAGAGCAACUGGAACGACAUCGUCGUCGCUCCCUACAACCUGUGGGACACCGACCGCCUUUCAAACUACCUGAAGGCCAAGGGUCUUCAGACCGAAGGUGCUGCCAAGGCCAACAAGGAGUCCCUUCUCUCCCAGGUCCAGGGAACCUGGUACGAGACCGGUGACCAGGCCCAGAACGCCUAUCUCAACGUCAAGGACUGGAUCUUGGACAGCUGGACCGACAGCCAGCUCAAGGCCUUUGCCGACAAGCACAGUAUUCCUGUUCCCCAGCCCCGCAACCGUGACAGCAUCCUCCAGAAGGCCCGCGCCAACUACGAGACCAUUGCUCAGAAGGCUGGCGAGACCGCCUCCUACCCCGGCAACUGGCUGUACGAGACCUGGUCCGAAUCUGAUCUCAAGGAGUGGCUCGACACCCAUGGCUUCCCCGCCCCUCAGGUCACCAGCCGUGACAAGCUGAUUGCCUCCGUUCGCCGCAACUCUCGUCUUGCUUCCCUCAAGGCUCAAGAGCAGGCUGCCAGCGCUUCCGCCAGCGCCCAGCAGGCCUACGCUACCCUGACUGACAUGGUCAUCGAUGCCUGGAGCGACUCUCAGCUCAAGGAGUUUGCCGACAAGAACGGUAUUCCUGUUCCCCAAGGCACCAAGACCAACGAGCUUAAGGCCCUGAUCCGCAAGCACCGCGCCGAUUUCCUUCAGAACAACGUUUCUGGCGCCGCUGCCAGCGCCUACGGUGCUGCCACUUCCAACGUUGGCUCGGCUGCCUCCAAGGCCACUGACGGUGUCUCUAACGCUGCUUCUGAUGCCUUCAACGCUGCCAUUGGCACGUGGUCCGAGAGUCGCCUUAAGGGCUACCUUGAUGCUCGCGGUGUUCCCGUUCCCCAGGGAUCCAAGACUGAUGAACUCCGUGCUCUCGUUCGCAAGAACCAGCACAAGGCUGCCACUGGCUGGAGCGCAUGGACCUACGAUGAUCUUUCCACUGAGAACCUGAGAAAGUACCUUGCUUCGAGCAGCGAUGCUACUGUCAAGAAGGUGGCUGAGAAGAAGGAUGCCUCUCGCGAUGAGCUCGUCAACGCGGCUCAGUCUGCUUACAGCUCCGCCUCGUCUGCUGGCGGUGCCUCGUACGCGUCUGUCACCAGCUACUUCGCCCAGGCCACCGACUCUGCCAAGUCUACUUUGUUCGAUACCUGGAGCGAGAGUGAGCUCAAGUCUUACUUGGAAAGCUACGGUGUCAACGUUCCCCAGGGCUCCACUGUCGACGAACUUCGCGCCUACGCCCGCAAGCAGUACACGUACUUCAAGUACGGUACUUCCACGCCUUCGGAGACUCUCUAUGCUAAGAUCGCUGAGAACGCGAAGGGUACCUGGAACUGGGUUGCCAACCAGGUUGGUCUUGGUGCGGAUGUUGCCCAGAAGAAGGCUGCCGACACCAAGAAGGCGGCCGAGAACGCCAAGAAGCAGGAGUUGUAA
This is a messenger RNA of Colletotrichum higginsianum IMI 349063, 1641 nucleotides long. Its product is annotated as Stress response protein. Bases 1 to 1641 code for a protein of 546 amino acids. Lineage: Eukaryota; Fungi; Ascomycota; Sordariomycetes; Glomerellales; Glomerellaceae. The record is from RefSeq and is a predicted model, not a curated record. The transcript has 6 exons.